Vicia villosa (hairy vetch) is the source of this 1417-nucleotide messenger RNA. RefSeq names its product eukaryotic translation initiation factor 3 subunit I-like. Gene Ontology annotation, cellular component: eukaryotic translation initiation factor 3 complex, eIF3m; cytoplasm. Gene Ontology annotation, molecular function: protein binding; translation initiation factor activity; RNA binding. Bases 207 to 1187 code for a protein of 326 amino acids. Gene Ontology annotation, biological process: cytoplasmic translational initiation. NCBI's taxonomy places the organism in Eukaryota, Viridiplantae, Streptophyta, Magnoliopsida, Fabales, Fabaceae. The record is from RefSeq and is a predicted model, not a curated record. The transcript is spliced from 9 exons.
CUUGGAUUGAAGUGGUCUCAGAGAUAAGCCCAACCCGAUAAAACCGAAAACACAUCAGAGCUUCACUUUAGCCCUUGUAUCUUUGAGUUGCACUGAUCUCAACGCUCUGCCGGAAACGCAGCCGGAGUUGAUCGUCAGCCGCCACAAUCAUCGACAAAGCUAGCUGCUAGCCAAGGAGAGGGAGGAGAGACAAAGAGAGAAGAAUCAUGAGGCCCAUUCUGAUGAAAGGCCACGAGAGGCCAUUAACAUUUCUCAAGUACAACAGGGAUGGAGAUCUUCUCUUUUCCUGCGCUAAAGACCACAACCCCACUGUAUGGUAUGCUGAUAACGGUGAACGUCUGGGCACUUAUCGUGGUCAUAAUGGUGCUGUUUGGUGCUGUGAUGUCUCUAGAGAUUCGGGCCGACUCAUUACAGGUAGUGCUGACCAGACGGCGAAGCUAUGGAAUGUGCAAACUGGCCAGCAAUUGUUCACAUUCAAUUUUGAUUCCCCUGCACGGUCUGUUGACUUUUCUGUCGGUGAUAAGCUUGCAGUUAUCACCACUGACCCAUUCAUGGAACUGACUUCAGCAAUCCAUGUCAAACGCAUUGCUAAAGAUCCCGCAGAUCAGACUGGGGAAUCUUUGCUUGUCCUUAAGGGCCCUCAGGGAAGAAUCAAUAGAGCUAUAUGGGGGCCCCUCAACAGAACCAUUAUCAGUGCUGGAGAAGACUCUAUCAUUCGAAUUUGGGAUUCUGAGACCGGAAAUCUACUUAAGGAGUCGGACAAGGAAUCUGGCCAUAAAAAGGCAAUAACAUCACUCGCCAAAUCUGCUGAUGGUUCACAUUUCAUAACUGGCUCCCUUGAUAAGUCUGCUAAGAUUUGGGAUAGCAGAACACUGUCUCUAAUCAAGACAUAUGUAACAGAACGCCCUGUCAAUGCAGUUGCGAUGUCACCUCUUCUUGAUCAUGUGGUACUUGGAGGUGGUCAGGAUGCAUCAUCUGUUACAACUACUGAUCAUCGUGCUGGCAAAUUUGAAGCAAAGUUCUAUGAUAAGAUUCUCCAAGAAGAAAUUGGAGGCGUAAAAGGGCAUUUUGGACCGAUCAAUGCUCUAGCCUUUAACCCUGACGGAAAAAGUUUUUCAAGUGGAGGUGAAGAUGGAUACGUACGUUUGCAUCAUUUUGACGCAGAUUAUUUCAAUAUCAAAAUUUAGUCAUUGAGUGAAUUUCUGGUUGAUAUAAAGUCUGCUUCCUAGAAGUUUUAGCUUUCAAUUCCUUUCACAUAAAAUAUUUGUGAAGCUGUUUUGUACUAAAGUUGUUGCUGCUAAUCCUAUUGCAGUAACAUUAUGAAUGAAUAUCUUAAGAUUUUCAUACAACAUCACUUGAUUUGGCACUUGAACUUAGAAACUCGAAACAUUUUGUCCCUCAGUUUUUUUUGUUUUCA